Messenger RNA from Prunus dulcis (almond), 1792 nucleotides. Its product is annotated as UDP-glucuronic acid decarboxylase 4-like. The record is from RefSeq and is a predicted model, not a curated record. The transcript is spliced from 7 exons. NCBI's taxonomy places the organism in Eukaryota, Viridiplantae, Streptophyta, Magnoliopsida, Rosales, Rosaceae. Gene Ontology annotation, cellular component: cytoplasm. Gene Ontology annotation, biological process: D-xylose metabolic process. Gene Ontology annotation, molecular function: UDP-glucuronate decarboxylase activity; NAD+ binding. Bases 151 to 1518 code for a protein of 455 amino acids.
CUCUCUCUCUCUCUCUCUCUCUCCCAUCCCAUGCUGCCCACCUUUUUCCAUUUUCCAUCUGUUUCAAUCCAAGCUAGCUACCUCCAUUUCGAUCAAAACCAUAACUUUCCCAACAAAAUCUGAACCACUCACAAAACCCAACUUGAAAUUAUGAUCAGCUCCGAUAACAAGUCCUUAGUUCACAGAACCCACACAACCCAAUCUCAUCAGCAAGAUGAACAACCCGACCAAUCAUCACAACCCACCAUUGAUUUUGAUCCUCAAAACAAUUGCAGGCCUCCCCAUACAAACCCAAUUCGCUAUUUGCUUCGCGAGCAGCGCCUCCUCUUCGUCCUCAUUGGCAUCGCCAUAGCCACCCUCUUCUUCAGCAGCUUCCCCUUAUCAAACCCGGAACUGGCGACGACCCACGACCCGGGUUUCGAAUCCGAGUCGGGUCUCGACCUCCCAGCCAACCCGACCCGGAGGGUGCUCUACGAGGCCCGGGGUGUUGGGUUUGGGUCUGUGAUGAGCGCAGGUGGGAAGGUGCCGCUGGGUCUGAAGAAGAAGAACCAGAGGAUUGUGGUGACCGGUGGGGCCGGGUUCGUGGGGAGCCACCUCGUGGACCGUCUGAUCGCGAGAGGGGACAGCGUGAUCGUACUGGAUAAUUUCUUUACGGGGAGGAAGGAGAACCUGGUGCACCACUUUGGGAACCCCAAGUUCGAGCUCAUUCGACACGACGUCGUUGAGCCGAUUCUGUUGGAGGUUGACCAGAUCUAUCACCUCGCUUGCCCUGCCUCCCCUGUUCAUUACAAGUUCAAUCCGGUCAAGACCAUCAAGACCAAUGUGGUGGGCACAUUGAACAUGCUGGGACUGGCAAAAAGAGUGGGUGCACGCUUCUUGCUCACAAGCACCAGUGAGGUGUAUGGUGACCCUUUGCAGCACCCUCAGGCUGAGUCCUACUGGGGCAAUGUCAACCCCAUCGGAGUAAGGAGCUGUUACGAUGAGGGAAAACGCACAGCAGAGACUCUCACCAUGGAUUACCAUAGAGGCCUUGGCAUUGAGGUGAGAAUUGCUCGGAUUUUCAAUACUUAUGGACCACGUAUGUGCAUCGAUGAUGGUCGUGUUGUUAGCAAUUUCGUAGCUCAGGCGCUAAGGAAGGAGCCAUUGACAGUUUACGGUGAUGGCAAGCAAACCAGAAGUUUCCAAUACGUUUCUGACUUGGUUGAGGGUCUAAUGCGGCUGAUGGAAGGAAAUCAUGUGGGCCCCUUCAAUCUUGGCAACCCUGGUGAAUUCACCAUGCUAGAACUUGCUCAGGUUGUACAAGACACUAUAGAUCCAAAUGCAAAGAUCGAGUUCAGGCCCAACACAGAAGACGACCCACAUAAAAGGAAGCCAGACAUUUCAAAGGCUAAGGAGCUUCUCGGGUGGGAGCCUAAUGUGUCCCUCCGCAAGGGCCUCCCUCUUAUGGUCGCCGACUUUAGACACCGUAUAUUUGGUGACCCAAGAGACAAUGAAGGAGGCUCUACAACCUUCGCUUGAUUUUCACGUACUGUUGAUGAGGAAAAGUAGGAAAAAAGAAGAAGAAAGAGAAAUAGAUGUGAAAAAUAAAGUUAGAAUAAAAAUUGAAAUUCUGAUUGUUAGCUUUAUAUCUGUGAUGUUUCUUGGUUACUCCUUAUAGGAAUAAAAUUUGGCAUGUGGGAUUUGCCAACGGAAGAUUAUUCUCAGAAUAGUAUAGUGAUAAUUUAUUUUGUACUUCUUCAAAUUUUCCAUAUACUAUAAAUUUUUUGUUAUUGAAAAAAAUAUUAAGCUUCUA